AUUAAGAGAGCGGAAGGAUUGGAAUUCGUUAGGCGUUUUCACUGUGAUCGUCAAGAUCUUCGAGCUCAUGACCAUCAUGUUUAACCAAAUAAUUGUAACUUCAAACAAGAUGGAUGUACAAUUAUCGCUUAUGAACUUCAGCGAAAAGUUUUAUGGGAAGUUAUUGGAAGAAAACAAGAUACGCUUAGACACACUGGAGAAUACUUUCCUCUCUCCUUUCAAUAUCUAUACUACCCUCGGAAUGGUUCUGUCUGGCAGUGCAUUGAACACAAAAGCUGAGAUAAUGAAAACAAUGCAAUUAUCUGAACGCUUAGAACAUGAUAAAGUUCAUAGCGGAAUAAGUGAACUUCUCAAUAACUGUUCAAAACGUGGUGGUGUUAACAUUAUCCUUAGCAGUGGACUUUUCGUUGAACGUGAUGUUAGUAUCAAGCAGCAAUUCGAAAUUUAUUUGAAGACUUACUAUAAUGCACUGAUAGAACAUAUGACAUUUCAGACGGACAUAGAAUGUGCUCGUAAACAAAUAAACAAGUGGGUUAGUGAACAAACCAACGGAAAGAUCCAACAACUCCUCUCACCUGGGUCCCUAAAAGAAGACACACGGGUUGUAUUGUUAGCUACUACAUAUUUCAAAGGUUUAUGGAAAUCGGCUUUUCCUGUGAGCAACUCUCACGUUGAUAAGUUUUCUCGUCUAGACAGGUCAAAAAUAGACGUAAGGUUUAUGUAUAUUAAUUCCUCAUUCGGCAUGGUCAGCCUGCCACGUUUGAAGUCACGAGCUAUCAAGAUACCUUUCAAGAGUCCUAAAUUCUCAUUAUUGGUCGUUCUUCCAAACACAAAUGACGGAUUACCUGAUUUACUGAAAUCAUUGUGUAAAGACAAAGGAAUUUCAUCAAUUCUUUCUUCUAACUUUACGGAUACCAGUAUACACUUGUACUUACCGAAGUUCAAACUGAAGGAAGGCAGUGCUAUAAGCCUUGUAGACUAUCUACAGAAAAUGGGAAUGAGAGAGGCUUUUUGUCCAGGAUCAGCUAACUUUACAAACAUGUCUGAAUCAAGUAAUUUUUGUAUAGGAGAUAUACUUCAUAAGGCUAUUCUCGAAGUGGAUGAGCGAGGUGCAGUGGCAGCUGCAGCCACUUCUGCGAAAGUUAUUCCUCUUUCUUUAUGCAUAUCUAAAGAACCUGAAGUGGAAUUUCGUGUUGAUCAUCCAUUCUUCAUUUCAAUUAUAUGGAACAAUACUGUGCCAGUAUUUCUUGGACAUGUAGUAGCUCCAACGGAAUAGUAGCCUAAGUAGUAUAUUCAAUAAUUAAAAAAUAUUUUACUAAUCAAAUCAGUGUUUAAAUACUUUCUCAACUUUAUCUAAUCGUUUAUUCGUGAUCUUUAUACCUUUAAUGUUGAACAGUUCUAAUGAGCAGUUGCUUAUAAUUUCAUGGACAUGAUAUGUUUUUUUUCAAUGACCCCUUUGAAUGUUGUCACUUAGAAGCCGUUGAUCAAGAGUUUUAUGAUUUGAGUCUGUCAGAUAGUUGAUAACUAUGGUUAUUGUCAUGAUGUCGCUGUGUGUUGGACCAGUUUGUUUUCUAUGUUAGCAUGGAUUUAUUUGAAAUUGGACUGAAAUUGAUCAGCUCCUUUUUGACAUAUGUACAUACUGUUCGUAUUGCCUCGACAUUGCCUGAAGUCACAAGCUUUAUAAGCAAAGAUGGAUAGUGGCUAGCAGUGGAAUCCAGGACGCACGUUGCAUCCUGUUUAGGACUUGUCAGCUGGAUGUACCUGCAUCUCAGAAUUGAUGUUCACCCUGGGACUCGAACUCAGCACCGUUCAUCCAGCUGACGAGUACUAAAUACGAUUAAACGCAAGUCUUGAACUCCACUGCUACCCACUAUUCAUCUUUGCCUACAAUACUCAUUUUUGUUUUUAAAAAUACCCAGAAAAAUUUCACAGAUUUACAAAACGAAACGAAUUUUUGCAUAUUUUUAGUUGUUCUAAUCCUAGUUUACAUUAAUAGAUUACUCAUCUAAUUUUGUGCAGAAACCUUUGGAAUCACGUUAUUUUCAACACACAUAGAUUUAUAGUAGUUUUGCAGAUUGAUACAAUAAGAACGAAACACCUAAUUGGCGUAUACAGUAUACUAUAAGAAAAUCAAUAGAUUGAGACACAGUAACAUUGAAAUAAUAAAUGAAGUAAUAAAUGAUUAUCGAAAUAUUUGAUGUAGUUCACUUGAUAUUGUGAACUUGAAUCUUCUCAUUGAUGUUUAUGACUCCAAUUUGUCGGUCUAAGUGAAUAACGCGACGGCAUUUGAAGCGAAUGGUACUGGUUUGGAGUCCCUAAGUGAACCACCCAUUCUGAAAUGCAGGUAUAUCCAGCUGACGAGUGCAAAUAUAGGACGAAACGCGCAUCGUAGAUUCCACGACCAGCCACUGCCCAUCUUUGCUUAGAAUUCUUGUGAAUUAAGGCAAUAUCGAGGCAAUACACACAGUAUACACAUGUGUCAAUUAGGGACUGAUCAAUUGCAGUCCUAAGCAUCAAUGGGAAGAUUCAAGUAAACAACAAUACCAAUUUAAUUUAAACUUCACUCGACUGCAAAAGGAAGUGGCUAUGUGGAUAACGCGAUGGUGUUUGAAGCAGGCGGUACUGUAUUCGAGUCCCAGAGUGGACACCGAUCCUGUGAUACAGGUGCAUCCAGCUGACGAGUCCCAAAUGGAACGAAAAGCGCAUCCCAGAUUGCACUGCUAGCCACUAUCCAUCUUUGCUUAUUUUAGGAGGUAGUUGAAGUUGAGAAUAUGAAUUAAUUGAACAAAGUGGACUGAAGAUAAUUUUAUCGCGGUGUAUUCUAAAGUUUAAAGGUACAACUUAGAACACAGUCGUAGAUGUUUGCUAUCGUAGUGUGACAAACAAGGAUGAAAAACUUAUCCUCUAUAUUCCCCCAAGUGAUGUUGUUAUAUCCCAGUGAAGAUUAAAUUAUGGGUAACUUCCGAGGACUAUUAAUGGAAUAAUAUUCUAUAAAUAUUCUUAUUGUAUAAUUAUUCAAUAAUUAGAUUAUGUGUAUUAAUAUUCCUCUUAUUAUAAGCUUCAUUUUGACCUAUAAUUUAUUAUUAAACGACCUACUGUCCCUAAAUUAUGCUCAGUUUAUUAACUACUGCCUCCCAUGCUCACAGCCACUUUUUGGCUUUAUUGUGCACAAAUGUUAUUUCUUAUUUUAUGGUGCGUUGCUGUCUGGUUGUUUGAUAUACAAACACUAUGUUUGAAAUAUAUGAUUCGCGUAGUGGAAGAUGGUAUUUGUGUUCUGGACUCAAGUGGACGGGCUAAGCUGACAUAGGACCAAUAAGGACGCUAGGCUGCUCAUAUCGGUCGAACUUCAUUGGUUUGGCACAAUGUUAAGAUAGUAUAAGUCGUAUUUUGAUUGGUGGAUAAAUCACGUGAUAAAAAGUCGGACAUAAAGUCAUAACAGAUGUCAACGGGUAAUAUAAACGAACUAGAGAUAUUAUCUAUCGCCAAACAACCCCAGUAACUAUUGGAUAUCAUAAAGUUAUCAAAGAGGUUUACAUCUGACGAUUAAGUUUGAUCACAGAUGCACAAAGUCGAAUAAGAGUUAUUCCUUUAAAUAGCUGCUUAUGUGGGAUGCUUUCAGUUACAUUUAACAAUAACUACAAUCAGACAGAACUAAUUUAACGUCUCGUUGUAGUGUGAAAAGAAUUAGGAGUGUACAUCAAACAUUUUACAUAAUGUCAAAGUACCUGAUUCUUGACUAGUAGGUAGCGGAUGUGAAUUGCAGCAAGGUAAUAUUACUAGUUUUUCUAAAUAAACAGCAUGUAAAUUGGCACUGAAUAAAUUUAAUCCAAAAGUGUUUUUAUAGUUGAAUUCGUGAGUCAAAUAAAACUAGACCAUCAUAGGAAACCUGGAAGCACUGGACGGCCGUUUCGUCCUAGUAUGGGACUCCUCAGCGAAGCGCAUCCAAAAC
Schistosoma guineensis is the source of this 3949-nucleotide messenger RNA. Lineage: Eukaryota; Metazoa; Platyhelminthes; Trematoda; Strigeidida; Schistosomatidae. The record is from the annotation of a GenBank genome assembly.